Messenger RNA from Pan troglodytes (chimpanzee), 905 nucleotides. RefSeq names its product fat storage inducing transmembrane protein 1 (gene FITM1). The record is from RefSeq and is a predicted model, not a curated record. The transcript is spliced from 2 exons. Gene Ontology annotation, molecular function: coenzyme A diphosphatase activity. Lineage: Eukaryota; Metazoa; Chordata; Mammalia; Primates; Hominidae. Gene Ontology annotation, biological process: lipid droplet organization; phospholipid biosynthetic process; lipid storage. Gene Ontology annotation, cellular component: endoplasmic reticulum membrane. Bases 1 to 879 code for a protein of 292 amino acids.
AUGGAGCGGGGGCCGGUGGUGGGGGCAGGACCGGGGGCCAGGGCCCGAAUCCAGGCACUGCUGGACUGCCUGGUCAAGGUGCUGCUCUGGGUGGCCUCUGCCUUGCUGUACUUUGGAAGCGAACAGGCCGCCCGCCUUCUGGGCAGCCCCUGCUUACGGCGCCUCUACCAUGCCUGGCUGGCAGCAGUGGUCAUCUUUGGGCCGCUUCUGCAGUUCCAUGUCAACCCUCGGACUAUCUUCGCCAGCCACGGCAACUUCUUCAACAUAAAAUUUGUGAAUUCAGCCUGGGGCUGGACAUGCACCUUCUUAGGGGGCUUUGUGUUGCUGGUGGUGUUCCUGGCUACACGGCGCGUGGCAGUAACUGCCAGACACCUGAGCCGACUGGUGGUGGGGGCAGCCGUGUGGCGGGGAGCCGGCCGGGCCUUCCUGCUCAUCGAGGACCUGACUGGCUCCUGCUUCGAGCCACUGCCCCAGGGUCUGCUGCUCCACGAGCUGCCUGACCGCCGCAGCUGCCUGGCGGCCGGCCACCAGUGGCGAGGCUACACCGUCUCCUCCCACACCUUCCUGCUCACCUUUUGCUGCCUGCUCAUGGCAGAGGAAGCAGCUGUGUUCGCCAAGUACCUGGCCCAUGGGCUUCCUGCCGGCGCCCCACUGCGCCUUGUCUUCCUGCUGAACGUGCUGCUGCUGGGCCUCUGGAACUUCUUGCUGCUCUGUACCGUCAUCUAUUUCCACCAGUACACUCACAAGGUGGUAGGCGCCGCAGUGGGCACCUUCGCCUGGUACCUCACCUAUGGCAGCUGGUAUCAUCAGCCCUGGUCUCCAGGGAGCCCAGGCCAUGGGCUCUUCCCCCGUCCCCACUCCAGCCGCAAGCAUAACUGAAAGAAAUAAAAGCCAUCGGGCCUGGC